Molecule: messenger RNA, 362 nt
Organism: Pteronotus mesoamericanus
Lineage: Eukaryota; Metazoa; Chordata; Mammalia; Chiroptera; Mormoopidae
Gene: SCGB1C1
Product: secretoglobin family 1C member 1
Exons: 3
Coding region: 1-288 (95 amino acids)
Source: RefSeq, a predicted model, not a curated record
AUGAAGGGGAGCAGCACCUUCCUGCUGGCGGCUGUCACCUUGCUCUGCACCUGCGGGCUGGUCCCCGGGGAGGACGAGAACGAGUUUUUCAUGGAAUUCCUACAAUCGCUGCUGGUGGGGUCCCCCGAGGAGCUCUAUGAGGGGCCCCUGGGAAAGUACAACGUCAACGCGGACGCCAAGGCGGCGCUGACUGAGCUCAAGUCCUGCAUAGACGGCAUGCAGCCCAUGCACAAGGCGGAGCUGGUCAAGCUGCUGGUGCAAGUGCUGGGCAGUCAGGACAGCGCCUAGCGGACCCCAGACGCGGCUACAAGCAGCUGUGGCCACACGGCCGCCCAGACUUCCGUGUGCGCCACUUCAUCCUC